Molecule: messenger RNA, 3121 nt
Organism: Condylura cristata (star-nosed mole)
Lineage: Eukaryota; Metazoa; Chordata; Mammalia; Eulipotyphla; Talpidae
Gene: PTBP1
Product: polypyrimidine tract binding protein 1
Exons: 15
Coding region: 105-1778 (557 amino acids)
Biological process (GO): regulation of RNA splicing; mRNA processing; regulation of cell differentiation
Cellular component (GO): nucleus
Molecular function (GO): mRNA binding
Source: RefSeq, a predicted model, not a curated record
CGGGCGUCUCCGCCAUUUUGUGAGUCUAUAACUCGGAGCCGUUGGGUCGGUUUCUGCUAUUCCGGCGCCUCCACUCCGUCCCCAGCGGGUCUCCUCCGUGUGCAAUGGACGGCAUUGUCCCAGAUAUAGCAGUUGGUACCAAGCGGGGAUCUGACGAGCUUUUCUCUACCUGUGUAACUAACGGACCCUUUAUCAUGAGCAGCAACUCGGCUUCCGCAGCAAAUGGGAACGACAGCAAGAAGUUCAAAGGGGACAGCAGGAGCGCCGGCGUGCCUUCCAGAGUGAUCCACAUCCGGAAGCUCCCGAGCGACGUCACUGAGGGUGAGGUCAUCUCUCUGGGCCUGCCCUUCGGGAAGGUCACCAAUCUCCUGAUGCUGAAAGGGAAGAACCAGGCCUUCAUCGAGAUGAGCACGGAGGAGGCGGCCAACACCAUGGUGAACUACUACACCUCCGUGACGCCCGUGCUGCGCGGCCAGCCCAUCUACAUCCAGUUCUCCAACCACAAGGAGCUCAAGACGGACAGCUCCCCCAACCAGGCGCGAGCCCAGGCAGCCCUGCAGGCCGUGAACUCGGUCCAGUCUGGAAACCUGGCCCUGGCCGCCUCAGCUGCUGCGGUGGACGCUGGGAUGGCGAUGACCGGCCAGAGCCCGGUGCUCAGGAUCAUCGUGGAGAACCUCUUUUACCCGGUGACCCUGGACGUGCUGCACCAGAUCUUUUCCAAGUUUGGCACCGUCUUAAAAAUCAUCACUUUCACCAAGAACAACCAGUUCCAGGCGCUGCUGCAGUAUGCCGACCCUGUGAGCGCCCAGCACGCCAAGCUGUCUCUGGAUGGGCAGAACAUCUACAACGCUUGCUGCACCCUCCGCAUCGACUUCUCCAAGCUCACCAGCCUCAACGUCAAGUACAACAACGAUAAGAGUCGUGACUACACCCGCCCAGACCUGCCGUCUGGGGACAGCCAGCCCUCGCUGGACCAGACUAUGGCCGCAGCCUUCGGUGCGCCUGGUAUAAUGUCAGCCUCUCCGUAUGCAGGAGCUGGUUUCCCUCCCACCUUUGCAAUUCCUCAAGCUGCAGGCCUCUCUGUUCCUAACGUGCACGGCGCCCUGGCCCCUCUGGCCAUCCCCUCGGCGGCGGCGGCGGCGGCGGCAGCGGGCAGGAUCGCCAUCCCGGGCCUGGCAGGGACCGGGAACUCUGUCCUGCUGGUCAGCAAUCUCAACCCCGAGAGAGUCACACCCCAAAGCCUCUUUAUUCUUUUCGGCGUGUACGGCGAUGUGCAGCGCGUGAAGAUCCUGUUCAAUAAGAAGGAGAACGCCCUGGUGCAAAUGGCUGAUGGCAGCCAGGCCCAGCUGGCCAUGAGCCACCUCAACGGGCACAAGCUGCACGGGAAGCCAGUGCGCAUCACCCUGUCCAAGCACCAGAACGUGCAGCUGCCCCGAGAGGGCCAGGAGGACCAGGGCCUGACCAAGGACUACGGCAACUCGCCCCUGCACCGCUUCAAGAAGCCGGGCUCCAAGAACUUCCAGAACAUCUUCCCGCCCUCCGCCACCCUGCACCUCUCCAACAUCCCGCCCUCCAUAUCCGAGGAGGACCUUAAGGUUCUCUUCUCCAGCAACGGUGGGAUCGUCAAAGGGUUCAAGUUCUUCCAGAAGGACCGCAAGAUGGCCUUGAUCCAGAUGGGCUCCGUGGAGGAGGCCAUCCAGGCGCUCAUCGACCUGCACAACCACGACCUGGGCGAGAACCACCACCUGCGCGUGUCCUUCUCCAAGUCCACCAUCUAGGCCGCCAGGACCAGCCUGCCGGCUCCCGAGACACUUCCAUCAUUCCAGAAAAAAGCCACUUUAAAAGCAGCUGAAGUGACCUUAAAAGACCAGAGAUUUUAUUUUUUUAAAGAGAAAUCAGUUUACCUGUUUUUAAAAAAAUUAAAUCUAACACACCUUGCUCACCUAGGGGAGAUGGGUGCCAGCCUCAGGCUCCUGGCGAUGUGUGGACAGCUGGCCCCGCACCCCCUGGCCGCCCGCCCGUGCCUUCUGGAGCCUGCGGGGUGGGCUCCCCCAGACCUCCACUCGGCUUCCUUGUGCCUUAACCCACUGCUCCGGCGGGGCUGCUCGUGGUAGCAAACGUGUAGGGGUUUGGGGGCCGAGGGGAGAGGCCUCCCACCUGGGAUCAUGUGCCUGUCUGGCGAGAGGCCGACACCCUCAGUCCGUUAAUCAAGUGUGUAAUUCUCCCCGGCCUGGGCCAGACCCAGAGGGCGCCCGCCGUUGCUUCUUCAGCUUUGGAGCUUGGUUCUCGUAGUCCCGCACUCCGCGACGCUGCAGACACCUGUCACCUGUGCCUAGCGAUGUUCCAGCUGACCAAAUAUUCUAAUCUUCGUUUAUAUGCAAAAAUAGUUUUAAGUAGCUUUUUAUAGCGAGAUAAGAAUGGUAUGAGUGUAAUCAAACCUCCUCGUGGUAUGACUUGUAUACUGUACUUUAUUUUAUUCCUUAACGAAGUCAGCAGGGCAGGGUCCGGUCCCAGGCAGGCCCGCGCCAUGCCCGCUGCCCCCAGGUGCGGCGGGCCGCGGCCCGAUGCCUUACACAGCAGCGGUGCCCCGCCCAGGGCACGCGCUCGUCAACUUUCAGGGUUCUUUCUUUCCUACCAAUUUUUGGACCAAAGUUUUGUUCUGUUGUUUUUUUGUCUGCCUCUAGUACUGGGCCCCUAGAACGGGGGACCGAGGGUCACGUCUUAAUUGUCCCCCGCCCGCCUGUGGGCCCGUGCUCGGGCCAAGGGGUUCCCCCACAGACUGCUAACCAGCCCUUCCCUGGGACCCGGACCCCCAAGUUUCCAUGUCGGGGUGUAACAAGGGUGUAAAUAUUUAUAAUUUUUUAUACCUGUUGUCAGACAUGAGGGGCAGCAAACAAGUUUUUUAUGGUGAUGCAGAUGUAUAUUUUGAUAACGGCGAUUACAGGCUCAGUAUUGUAAGUGGAGCGCACGUCCACGCCCGCCCGACAGCUUGUAAUGCGGAAGAGAACCAAAUUAAAACGAUUUUAUAACAACUCCGACCUUUUCCAUAGGCUCUUUUUUCCUGCUCAGUGUGGAAGGCGGCUUGGCCGGUCUGUACUGGAAUAAACUACCCUGUACCUGA